AUGAGUGAACCGUCAACUUCUGAACAAAUAGAAGAAGAAUGCAAGGAAUCUACUCGCGCGGACCCAAGGAAGGGAAAAAUCCCCACCGACUUCACAAUAAAUGUUGAAAACCAAUCAUUCAAUGUUCAUCGCGAUGUAAUCAUCGCAAAGUCAGAAUAUUUCAAAGCGAUGUUGGCUUAUGAUACCAAAGAAAAUCAGCACGGAUUUGUUUAUAUGAAAGACGUAAACCCAAAUGUUGUGCGUGAAUGUAUCGAGUUCAUGUACACUGGAAAUGUGGAUGAGAUUUCAGUUGACAUCGAGAAUGUUGGAGAGGUCUUGCAGGCAUCCGAAAUUAUACAGCUUGAGUCAGUUAGAGAGUUGUGUUUAAAAGUAAUGAUGGAACAUUUGAAGCCUGAAAACUGUCUUACUAUUUGCAGUUUGGCCUCAAAAUUUGGCAGUGCCAAUUUGGAAGAAAAGGCACAUCAAAUAAUUAAAGAUACUUUUGAAGUGGAAGAUGUUACAGCCUUCAUAAAAAUCUCAAAAGAUGACUUUGUUGAAUGGAUUACAAACAGUCACAGAUCUAAUGAAUUAAUUUGGGAAGCGAUAGGUCAUUGGCUGAACCACGACAUUGAAAACCGCAACAACGACAUACUCGAAUUGAUUGAAUUAAUGAAUUGGGAUCAGGCAAACUCCGGAACAUUGUUAAAAAGUAUUUGGAAAAAUCUCAUAUUUCGUUCUUCGAAAGCAUCGAAAAAGUUUGUCUUUCGCAAACUCUUUUACGAUAUUGAGUCUUUCAAAACCAUGCUCAACACCGGAAAUUAUUACAUGCUAAAAAAUAUCGCUGCUGAGUAUUCUCACACACCGAAACAAGUUGAAGACUUCAUUUCAUCGUUUGGGAAACUCUAUUUCGACAGAUUAGCAGUGAAGAGAGAUUUUAACACUCUGUCGAUAGAGGAAAUGUUGUCAUACUUUCGGGAUCCAAACAUUGGCUGUCUUCCAUCUGAUGUAUUCAAGUGGAGAAUUAUGAUAAAAUGGAUCAAAUAUAAUCCGGGGAGGGAAAGUUACUUUCCAACCUUGGUGAAAUAUAUCAAGUUUGACCAAAUUCCAAAUCAGAUCAUAAAAAACGAGAUUCUGAUUGAUCCGCUGACAAAGCAGUUCAAAAAGUGCAAACGUCAAAUUGUGGAUGUGGUAUUUACGAAAGAUGAUACGGUGGAUAACUCUAACAGCAUAGCUUGCUACCAGGGAGGCGAUAUUAAUAUUACAAUCUGUCCCUUAUCCUCACAGGAGAAAUCUCAUUGCGUCCCCCUACCGACAUCACGCGACGUUAAUGCCGAAAUUUUCUCUCUUUCCAAUAAAUUAUGUUUCAUAUCUAAUAAACGAUUAUUUUAUAUGAACAAAGCUGGCAAGUGGCUGGAAAGGCAAACAAUGAAAAACACUUGUGCUGGAAAAAUUGCCGUUUCGGGAGAUUCUGUCUUUGUAAUCGGGAAAGAUAGAAUGUCUUGCUAUAACGCCUUAAAAGAUGAUUGGGAAGAGGAUUUACCUGGGUGUGGAUUUGAAGUCGGUUGCGCAACUGCAUCAUGUGGAUUUCUAUAUGCGUUCAGAGAAAUCGAUGUAUUUGCCUAUGCAUAUAAGAACAAAAAAGCAUGUGGUGACAAGAGUCCGAAGAUAUUCCAUAUUGACUCGAAAAAAUGGAUAGACGCCAAAACUGAGCAAAACGCAUCAUCCGCAACUAUGUUGAACGACAAUGUGUAUACAAUAACACAAAUGGGGAAUGUUAAAAAAUUUCAAUCAUCAACCGGUAAUUGGGAAAAUUCCGGAAAACUGUCACAUAUUUCGAUUCUUGUUCCUUGCAAUGGAUCGUUGCUGGCUAUUAUACGCCACGAUUACCGAGUAAUCAGUUAUGACGAGAAUUUUCGUGAAUGGGUCGAUACGAAAAGAGCAUUGAAUUCUGGGCUAUCUCAGGCAACCUGUUUUCACCAUUAG
This is a messenger RNA of Styela clava, 1962 nucleotides long. The record is from RefSeq and is a predicted model, not a curated record. NCBI's taxonomy places the organism in Eukaryota, Metazoa, Chordata, Ascidiacea, Stolidobranchia, Styelidae.